AUAUUCUGUGUUAAAAUGUCUUCAAAGAAAAAUAAAAGCAAAUCUAAAAGAACGAGUGAAGGAGAGAGUUCCCUCCUGGCGAAGGAGGCUCUGAAUGAUUCCUCAAACCUACAAACACCAUCCGGCCGCGACGGAGGGAGCUGCAGGAGUCCCAGCAGCUGCAACUCAUUCACUGUCUUCGAUUUCAUAGAAAAAGCCGACGACAGAACACCCAGAAGUUGCCGAUCAUCUUUGGCCCAAAUGAGCCUCAACKCCAUGAAGUCUGCUGGUGUUUCCAUCGCGAGACCGGUCCUGCUGACGAGUCCCUCGGGACACCAGGAGGUGUGUUUGGCUUGGCCCGUUGCCUCCUUCCCAGGUGGACGGGUCGGMCUCCAGAAAAGUGCUCAGAACAACCUGAGAGUGAAACCAGGGGACUCUGUGGCUCUGCACCCCAUAACUGGACCCGUGAUCCAGGUGGAGGAGGUCCUCGUUUCUAAUCAGUUAAAAGAUGAAAAACUAGAAACGGAUGAUUUUAAAAACUUCUUUCUGAGAACUUUAGUUGGAAACAUCAUCUUGCCUGGAAAUAUCCUAACUUUGAGUUAUUUCGGACGUUCUUGCGGUCUCCGUGUCGAGACCAUAAAGGGGGAGGAGGGAGUGGUCCUGCAGAGACCUCCUGUCCUCCUGGGAGCGGAGGACUCGUCCGUGUUGGACCUGGUGUCGGCUGACUUGUCCCAGCAGCUCAGCGGGCUCACUGUGGAGGACGAGUCGGGUCCCGCCUCCAGCACCCCGCGCCGACCGGCCCCUCCCCCCCGCCUCGCCUCGCCCGCCGCCUCGCAUCCGAGCUCAGAGCAGGCGGAGCUCACGGCGCCCCCUGCUGGUUUCACCGGCACCGACACCUUCUACUCCCUCUCCUGCUCCACCAAAGUCACGUUCACAAGCAGACGAGCGCCGACGGACUCGCAGGACGAAGUCCAGAGGUCAAAGGUCACGUACGGCAUGAUCGGUGGUCUCAGCAGCCAGCUGGACGUCAUCAGAGAGACCAUCGAGCUUCCUCUGACGCGUCCCGAGCUCUUCUCCARCUACGGAAUCCCGCCUCCCAGAGGGGUCCUGCUGUACGGACCCCCAGGAACAGGAAAGACCAUGAUCGCACGAGCCAUAGCCAACGAGGUCGGAGCUCACAUGGUGGUGAUCAACGGCCCUGAGAUCGUGAGCAAGUUUUAUGGUGAAACAGAAGGACGACUCAGGCAGAUAUUCACCGAGGCGUCUCAGAGGCGGCCCGCGAUCAUCUUCAUCGACGAGCUCGACGCUCUGUGCCCGAAGCGAGACGGCGCUCAGAACGAGGUGGAGAAACGAGUCGUGGCGUCCCUGCUGACGCUGAUGGACGGCAUCGGUUCAGAGGGCCACUCAGGCCAGCUCUUAGUCCUGGGGGCUACAAACAGACCCCAGGCCCUGGACCCUGCCCUGCGCAGACCGGGACGCUUCGACAAGGAGCUGGAGGUGGGGGUUCCCGGCGCUGCGGAGCGGGCAGAUAUUCUGCAGAAGCAGCUGACCUUCGUACCGUGCAGCGCCACCAAGGAGGAGCUGACGCAGCUGGCAGACGUGGCUCACGGGUACGUGGGAGCCGACCUCGCAGCUGUUUGUAAAGAAGCAGGUCUGCAUGCGCUGAGGCGAGCGCUGGGAGCGUCCCUCCAAGCAUCGGAUCAGCAGCUGGCGGGGACCGUGACCGUCACUCUGCAGGACCUGCAGUGGGCCCUGACUGUGGUGAAGCCCAGCGCCAUGAGAGAGGUUGCCAUUGAUGUCCCGAAG
Molecule: messenger RNA, 1785 nt
Organism: Austrofundulus limnaeus
Lineage: Eukaryota; Metazoa; Chordata; Actinopteri; Cyprinodontiformes; Rivulidae
Gene: afg2a
Product: AFG2 AAA ATPase homolog A
Cellular component (GO): cytoplasm
Molecular function (GO): ATP hydrolysis activity; ATP binding
Source: RefSeq, a predicted model, not a curated record